AUGGGGGCGAUCCUGGCGGCGCUGCUGGGGGAUGAGGAUGAGGAGGGCGGCGGGGAGGAGCAGGAGGAGCAGCAGGCGGCACAGCAGCAGCAGCAGCAGCAGCAGGCCGCGAUGCAGCAGCAGCAGCAGGCCAUGGCGCAGCAGGCCGCGAUGCAGCAGCAGCAGGCAAUGCAGCAGCAGCAGGCGGCGAUGCAGCAGCAGCAGCAGCAGCAGUAUGCGUUGAUGCAGGCGCAGGCGCAGCAGCAGCAGCGGAUGGCGAUGGGGCUUGGGGGCCAGCAGCAGAUGUGGCGGUGA
Molecule: messenger RNA, 294 nt
Organism: Monoraphidium neglectum
Lineage: Eukaryota; Viridiplantae; Chlorophyta; Chlorophyceae; Sphaeropleales; Selenastraceae
Exons: 1
Coding region: 1-294 (97 amino acids)
Source: RefSeq, a predicted model, not a curated record